CUCUGCAUUAAGCAUCUUAAUCGCUAUCAAGAAAUUGUAGUCAUAAUCGACCAGCGAGAUAAUGGCUUUAGUUUAGUAAAGUAGUAAAAAUCAGACAAGAAAGUAAUGUGAUUCAAUUUUUCAUUGACACGCUAAACUAAAUCACCCAUCAUUCCGAGCGGCACGAGAGACAGAUGGGUACAUCAUUAACAAAACGUAUUAAGUGCAAGAGGUUGCGUUACUUUUGCUUAUUUGCUUAUGUAUGCUAAAAAUUGGCUUUUGUAAUACACCUUUUGCAACGCUGUUAACUUAGUUGACAUUUUCUUUUUCGUCACCUUAAAGGUGAAAAGUAAACUUCAUUGUUAAUAAACAACAAAGCCCGGUCGCCGCAAAAUAAAUACAUCAAUUUACUUCGCCCAAUUUAAUUAUUUUGGAUCUCACAUAAAAUUUAGGGAUUAUGUAAAUUAUUAACGGAUUGGACUUAUUAAUCUUAUCCAUAAGAUUUCGUUAUAAAAAGUAAAUUUUGCAACUCAACAUAAACUUGUAGAAAUGGGAGAUGGUGACGCAAACGAUACAAUCAAUGUAGCCGCGGAUCCACAAGCACCUGUUACUCGCGACCUAAAGGUUUCUAAUCUGCUUUUGACUGAUAAAGGUUGCCCUUAUUGCCCGGCAAAAUAGAAAUAGCUCAGCUUGAACUGAUUAUUGGCCUAUUAGGGACUCACACAAAUUUGGCCAUCUGGCCAAAUUUUCCAAAAACGCCAUCCAUACAAAAUAUCACUCUUAAACAACAGCCCUAUAACAAUCUCAAACCAAAGUUUCAAUAUCUGUCAGUAGCAGAUUUAAGACUUUUAAAUUUUCUUUUUAUGCUACAGAAGGCAUGGCCACCUUGGAAAUGCUAUUAACCAAAAUACCCAUUAAAACGGAAAAGCAGGCAUUGAAAAUUCUCGAUAUAUGUUCUAAAAAGCAAUUUAUUAAUGCUGAAGAAGAAAUCUGCAAGGUACAAGCAAAAAAAUCUUUCACCGAAGAACGUUAUGGUAAUGCUUUGGAAUGGGCGAUAAGAUCUAGGGAUACUUUGUAUGUUACGUCUAUCGCCGACUACCUACUAAAGCACUACGUUCAGACGGGCGAUAUAUUAUGUCCUGACGUUAUAGCUAACAUAGGAGCAAAAAUGUUCAUUUCACCGCGAUUAGUGUUUUUGGCGAAAUACUUUGAUUUCUAUCAAUUUUACAGAAAGAAAGAUUUACUUCCUGCCGCUGAGCUGCUACUAAAUUUAUUAGAAUCUGAAAUUAUUCCAGAAUAUUUUUGGCCUUCUUUAUUGGUUGAUACCAUACCUUUACUGGAAUCGAAGGAUCCGAAAAUUUUCUUCAAAGAGACUUGCUGUAUAUUACAGCACUUAGAGAGCAACUUAAUGCCGCUGAUUGAAAAGAAGAAAAAACAUAUGGAAAAACAUCCGAAUGAGCCAAUCAAUAUCCUUAAACACUAUCGCCUUGAUAAUGUCGAACAAAUUGUUAACCUGCUGCGUUUAGCCUGCGCCCGAAACCUGUCCCGUGCUAUUAUUAUAGAAAACACACUAAUAAAUUGAAAAUAACGUUUGAGUUACGCUUUCGUUUUGUUCAUAUCAGCGUUUAAUUUCCAA
Molecule: messenger RNA, 1615 nt
Organism: Glossina fuscipes
Lineage: Eukaryota; Metazoa; Arthropoda; Insecta; Diptera; Glossinidae
Product: nuclear pore complex protein Nup75-like
Exons: 4
Coding region: 857-1561 (234 amino acids)
Biological process (GO): mRNA export from nucleus; positive regulation of DNA-templated transcription; protein import into nucleus
Cellular component (GO): nuclear pore outer ring
Molecular function (GO): structural constituent of nuclear pore
Source: RefSeq, a predicted model, not a curated record